UUCAAUUAAUGUUAAUUUUUCAAAUUAUACACAAUCAAAUGUGGACAUAUGAAAAUAAAUCAAGCUGGCUACAAUAUCCAAUGUGCUCCUCCGGGUCACGUCAAUCACCAAUCAAUAUUGAAACAAAUAAUUUAAAAGUAAAUGUGUCCUUGGCUAUUGAAUUUAUUGGCUAUAAACAACCAGUGUCAAAUUUAAAAUUAAUAAACAAUGGCAUUACAGCAACUUUACUGACUGACAUAUAUGGUGAUAGACUGGCCAUUGGGGGCAGUGCUCUGGGAAACGAUAUCUACAAUUUAGGUGAAAUACAUCUACAUUGGGGUCCAAUCAAUAGUAUCGGAAGCGAACACUCACUUAAUAAUCACUAUUCGUCGGCUGAAGUACAUUUUGUUCACUACAAUAGACGGUACGGUAUUAUAGGUGAUGCUCAAUCAAAAUUAGACGGUAUUGUCAUAGUUGCGGCACCUGUACGUUUGUCUAUACAACCAAAUAUUGAGUUUAAUACUAUUGUCGAAAGUCGACCUAUGAUUACACCGUUUGGCGCAACUGUCGGUAUAAGCAAACCUAUUAUAUUAGACAGACUAUUGCCGAAAAAUAGGAAAAUAUUUUUUCUAUAUAACGGUUCCCAAACCGAACCGCCCUGUAAUGAAAAUGUUAGAUGGAUUAUAUUGUACGAUAAAAUAGACAUGACCAAUUAUCAAAUAAAUCAAUUUCGCAAUUUGUUUGGCAAACCUGUAAAUGGAUCUACAAAAAGCCGUAUACUUUUCAAUAGACGUGAAAAACAGUCACUAAACAAUCGAACGGUUUGGGUAUCAAUUGCUGAUACUGAAGGGUUAGGCAUUACUUUUGGGAGACGACAGUAA
This is a messenger RNA of Oppia nitens, 860 nucleotides long. Its product is annotated as carbonic anhydrase 1-like. Gene Ontology annotation, molecular function: carbonate dehydratase activity; zinc ion binding. The record is from RefSeq and is a predicted model, not a curated record. The transcript has 5 exons. Lineage: Eukaryota; Metazoa; Arthropoda; Arachnida; Sarcoptiformes; Oppiidae. Bases 9 to 860 code for a protein of 283 amino acids.